UUUGUGAAGCAAUCACUUCGUCAGCCAUUGUCUCACUUUUGUUAUCGUUUUGUGACUUUUUGUGCAGUAAUUGAGAGUUUGUGUGAAGACAGCGAUCGCUGAGUCGACCACUGAUUGGUUUGGUCUUCACAGUCACACAGCUAUGAUGUCUUGCGAUGUCGCUCAGGAAGAUCUGAAGGCCUUCGAGAGGCGUCUCACGGAAGUGAUCGGAUGUCUGGAGCCGCAGACCCGCAAGUGGCGUAUCCUUCUGCUGGUCAUGUCUGCGGCCACACUCAUCGGUGGCAUGCAGUGGGUGUUGGAUCCGAUCACAUCUCAAGUCUCUUUCGUUCACUCGCUCUUCAAUCACAUGUUCUUCACAUUCAGUUGUCUUAUACUAACGGUUCUAUUCAUCCUCGGAGUGCAUCGCAAAGUGGUAACGCCUCAGAUAGUGGUCUCCCGAUGCAGACAAGUCCUCCAAGACUUCAAUAUGUCGUGCGAUGACUGCGGAAGACUUAUUCUGAAGCCACAGUCGCGGCCCUCCACUCACUCUAAUCAAUGAAACUGAUGUCCGAUUCCGUGAUAAUUGUCUAUCAAUUUAGUCUCAGUUAACAAAUGCCUUUGAAGUCAAAAGUGAAACUUUUUUAUGCAAAACUUCCUAUCAAUGAAUGC
This is a messenger RNA of Oppiella nova, 648 nucleotides long. NCBI's taxonomy places the organism in Eukaryota, Metazoa, Arthropoda, Arachnida, Sarcoptiformes, Oppiidae. The record is from the annotation of a GenBank genome assembly.